GAAAAACUACACACGAGCAACAUCGGAUUAACGUUCAUAAAACGAAACUUUCAUGUUUGUUUAAGUGAUGUUGACUGGGGUGUUUUAUUUGCUUUGUUGUAUCGUUGGUCAUUGUCUAGCACACGUUGCUCUUACCUAUCCACCUGCACGUAAAUAUGAUUUGGAUUUUCUCGAUAACGGAAGAACCAAAGCACCAUGUGGAAUGCCAAAAGGUGAUGCAGUCACGCAACUUCCAGCAGCAUCAGGAGCAAUGAUCAAUGUUACGUGGCAUUUAGCUUAUCCCCAUAGGGGUGGUUUUAAAUUAGAAUUAUUGGAUAAAGAUGACAAAUACCUGAUGGAUUUAACUCCUACUACACCAACUACAGAUUAUGUUGGUUCUGAAGAUACUACAGCACAAAGUUAUACUGUAUCGUUUCCUGAAUCUUUGUCAUGUAAAGGUUGUACAAUAAGACUAUUAAGACAAGCUCAGGAAUGGGGUCAUCAGUAUUUAUUUUGGAGUUGUGCUGAUGUGGAUAUCGUACCAGUGACUGACUUAAGAACUGUUUGUUCUAAUCAUGGAAAGAUUAAUGCUUUUGGACAAUGCCAAUGUGAUCAUUUGUAUUCUGGAAAUGUUUGCCAGUAUAAAGAAAAAGCACAAAGUUAUACUGUAUCGUUUCCUGAAUCUUUGUCAUGUAAAGGUUGUACAAUAAGACUAUUAAGACAAGCUCAGGAAUGGGGUCAUCAGUAUUUAUUUUGGAGUUGUGCUGAUGUGGAUAUCGUACCAGUGACUGACUUAAGAACUGUUUGUUCUAAUCAUGGAAAGAUUAAUGCUUUUGGACAAUGCCAAUGUGAUCAUUUGUAUUCUGGAAAUGUUUGCCAGUAUAAAGAUGAAUGCUGGAAUGAUGGAGAUUGUGGAUCCCAUGGAAAAUGUAUAAAUAUUGAUGCCACAACUUUUCCAAAAAAACAAUGUUUUUGUGAAAUUGGUUGGUUUGGUGAAAAGUGUUCAAAAGAAUCUGCAGUUAAAGAUAUGAAUAUUGAUUAUUCAAAAUAUUCAAAACAAGAUUUGUCAGAUGAAUUUUCUUUCUACUGGAGAAUAUUACCAGAAUCAGAAGAACUUGAAGCAGUUAUGAAAGUGAAAAGUACUAGUUAUGCAGCUAUUGGAUGGAGACCGCAUGAUAUAACAAAAUCCUGUAAAGCUUUUCCUGUUGUACAAGAAAAAAUUUUAUCAAGAAGUUUAGAACCUUCACCUCGACAUAUCGGCUAUCAAAAUGGAAAAGCUGAACCUCAACCUGAAUUAAACUUAAAUGCAGAAUCUAAAUUUAAAAGUAAAGGCAAAUCAAAACCUGAACCAGAACCAGUAGGAGAAGUUCAAUCAGAACCAAAAGCUGAAGGAAAAGCUGAACCUGAACCAAAGGCAGAAGGAAAAGCUGAACCUGAACCAGUGUUCAUUAAUGAAUGCUGGAAUGAUGGAGAUUGUGGAUCCCAUGGAAAAUGUAUAAAUAUUGAUGCCACAACUUUUCCAAAAAAACAAUGUUUUUGUGAAAUUGGUUGGUUUGGUGAAAAGUGUUCAAAAGAAUCUGCAGUUAAAGAUAUGAAUAUUGAUUAUUCAAAAUAUUCAAAACAAGAUUUGUCAGAUGAAUUUUCUUUCUACUGGAGAAUAUUACCAGAAUCAGAAGAACUUGAAGCAGUUAUGAAAGUGAAAAGUACUAGUUAUGCAGCUAUUGGAUGGAGACCGCAUGAUAUAACAAAAUCCUGUAAAGCUUUUCCUGUUGUACAAGAAAAAAUUUUAUCAAGAAGUUUAGAACCUUCACCUCGACAUAUCGGCUAUCAAAAUGGAAAAGCUGAACCUCAACCUGAAUUAAACUUAAAUGCAGAAUCUAAAUUUAAAAGUAAAGGCAAAUCAAAACCUGAACCAGAACCAGUAGGAGAAGUUCAAUCAGAACCAAAAGCUGAAGGAAAAGCUGAACCUGAACCAAAGGCAGAAGGAAAAGCUGAACCUGAACCAAAAUCUGAGGGAAGUGCUGAACAUGAACCAAAAGCUGAAGGAAAAGCUGAGCCUGAGCCAAAGGCUGAAGGGAAAGCUGAGCCAGAACCAAAGGCUGAGGGAAGUGCUGAGCCAGAACCAAAAGCUGAAGGGAAAGCAGAACCUGAGCCAAAAGCAGAAGCAGGUGCUGAGCCAGAGCCAACAGCUGAAGGAAAAGCUGAACCUGAACCAAAAGCUGAAGGAAAAGCUAAACCUGAACCAAAGGCUGAAGGAAGUGCUGAGCCAGAACCAAAAGCUGAAGGAAGUGCUGAGCCUGAACCAAAAGCAGAAGAAAGUGCUGAACCAGAACCAAAAGCUGAAGGAAAAGCUGAGCCAGAACCAAAAGCUGAAGGGAAAGCAGAACCUGAACCAAUAAUUGAAGGGAAAGAUAAGUCUGAACCAAAAAUUGAAAAAACAGAGUCUAAACAAAAUAUUGAUAGUAAAGCAAAUUCUACUCCAGAACAAAAAGAUGAAGUAAUAACACAACCAACAUCUCAUCUUCAAGGAAAACAAAUACAUGAUUCAAAAAUUGAAAGCAAAAUAGAAUCAAAACAUAAAGUAAAGCCUGAAGUUGAAACAAAUUCUGAAUCUCAACUGACUGUUCAUCAUGUUUCAAAUGUUGAACAAUUUCCUGAAGUAAAAUUAGAACCUUCCACUAAUAUUGAAACUAUUAUUAUUCCAAAACAUAAUAGUAGAUCAGUGACUGUAGAUAAAACACAUGAAGAAAGAAAACCUCGAAAAUUAUCAUAUAUUGUUCCAAAUCCAAGUUUUAAAGUUAAUGAGCAAUUUUUACCUGACUUUGCAAAUGAUCAAAAUUUUCCUUUUUAUCCAAGUUUAAAUCUCAGACUAAAACGUCAAAUAGUAUCAUUAAAAAAUAAUAUUGCAUCAUCAAAGCAAUCUAUUCCAGAACCAGAAACAAACUCUGAACCUAUUAAUAAGCCAUCAUCAUCAGAACCAUCACCUGAAAUACAUUAUUCCACUAUUCUGGAAGCUACUUCAAAACAUAAAUUAUUAAUAUCUAAAUCUGAACCUGAAUCUGAACCAACAAACAACAAUAACUUAGAUAAGAUAUUAUCUUAUAAAAAUUAUCCUGAGAAAACUCCAUACACUCCUAGAGCUGAUUUUCAUGCUAUGGAUUGUACAGAUAUUGUAAUUGGUGUAGCAAGAGGAAGUUUAAGUAGAAUUGCAGAUUUUUAUACAAGGGACAGAUCAACACCAAAAAUAGAUUCAUAUUUUGGUGGUAAAGAUGAUAUUACAGCUGCUAUGGGAUAUGAAAUUGAUGGAAUAACAACAAUCUUAUUUAGGAAGAAACUUAAAGCAACGGAUUUUACAGAUCAUAGUAUAUCUAGUAAUUUAAUGGAUGUGAUUUGGGCACGAGGACAAGAACCAAAUAUGUACAUUCAUUCUCCCACUACUGGACUUGAAUCUGGAAAAGCUAAAAUAUUAGAUUUCUACAGACCUGAUGAAUUAAAAUAUCAUGGUCAUGGAAAACAGAGAGGAAAACUCACUCUUAAUUUCCUUAGUAAUAGUGAAGAAAAAUCAAAAAAAAUAACUGAUUGUAUGGGUGAGUGGAAGUAUCCAGAAAACUGUGAUGAAAAAUGUGAAUAUUCCGUGAAAUGGAAAUUUUUAGAUGCAACUGAUGAAAUUUCAUUUUCUGUUAAUACCAUUCAUACAGACAGAUGGACAGGAAUUGCUUUUUCUAAAGAUAAAAGAAUGUUGCAUAUUUUCAGAUGGCUAAAUGACUAUACGCCUCCAAAACUUGAUUUAAGUCAAGAUAUUUAUAACAUAUCUGGAGAACGCAAAAAUGGACAAACCACUCUUCAUUUUGUCCGAAAACGAUUCACAAUAGAUUUUGAUAAUGAUAUACGUUUCUCAGAUACUGAAUGCUCUUAUUUUAUGUUUCCUGUUAAAGGCGGUACAUUUAAUGCAAUAAGUAAAAAAAUUGGAAAACAUGAAACGACACCAAUAGUUUCACAAGAUAAAAUCUGUAUUCAUAAAUGUCAAAAUAAAGGAGCAACCAGUGAACCAGAACCAGAAAGCAAGCCAGAACCUAAAAGGGAACCAGAAUCAAAAAGUGAACCUGAACCAGAAAGUGAACCUAAACCAGAAAGUGAACCAAAGCCAAAAAGUGAACCAGAAACCAAAAGUGAGCCAGAGCCAAACAAUGAAUUGAAGUCAAAUCAAUUCGUUAGUUCUUGUUUAGGUGAAUGGAAAACACCAGAAAACUGUGAAGCACAUAAUUGUGAAUAUAAAGCAAAUUGGUUCUACAUUGAUGAAUCGGAUGAAAUUAUAUUCACUGUUAGUAGUAAAAGUUAUAAUAAAUGGACUGGAAUUGGAUUUUCUAAAAAUAAAGCAAUGACUGAAACAGAUGCUAUUCUUGGAUGGAUAGAGGAGACUGGACGUUCUUUUAUUAUGGACACAUGGCUGGAUUCUUAUUCAACUCCAACCAUUGAUCCAAAUCAAAAUAUUUAUAAUGCAACUGGACAAAGAGUUAAUGGAACAACUGUGCUGCAGUUUGUUCGAAAACACAACACAGGAGAUAAUGCAAGAGAUUUACAGUUUUCAAAUGACUGCUUCUAUUUUAUGUAUCCUGUACAUGGUGGAGUAUUCAAUACUGUCAAUAAAAGAAUAAGGAGACAUGAAUCUACACCAAUUGUUUCUAGUGAAAGAAUCUGUAUUCAUAGUUGUAGAUCAAAAGGACUUUCUACAUUAAAAACUAAAGCGACAACUUUGAAAAUUCCAUCUACGACAUAUCCUUCAACUGUUAUUUCUGUUUCCACUACUGUAAGUAGUGAAACAGAAAAGACUUUCCCAGUAAUACCAACAACUACUGCUGAUGUCAUUGUUUCUCCUGUUAAAUAUUCAGUUGAAGUAAAACUUCCCCAAAUGUGGAAAACUGGAUUAAAUGACAACAAAUCUUUUGAUUAUCAAAAACUUCAGCGACAGAUUUUACAAGAGAUGAAAUCAGUUCUUGGUCCUGUUAAUGGUUUUCAAGCUGUAGAACUUGAUAAAUUUGAAAGUGAUAAAACUGAACCAGAUGAUGUUAUUGCAAAGAUGAAAGUGAUAUUAUCCAAUAAUAUGUCAUCUAAAGAAGGCAGACAAAUUAACACUGAAGAACGAAGUAAACAAAAGGAUUUAUAUUCUGUGUUAAAUUCAACAAUUCACAAUGGAAAACUUGGAAAUUUACCUGUUGAUCCUUCACAUUUAAGCAUCAUUGCUUUGGCAUCUGCUCAAGACAGAACACCAUAUGAAGUACCUAUUGAUCAAGAAUCAACUAAAGAGGGUCUAACAGAUGAACAAAUCAAAAUUUACAUUAUCAUAGCUGGAGUAUUAGCUUUGGUAUUUUUAAUUAUUGUACAAGCUAGUUGCAUGAUUUAUCGUGACAGGAGGAAUAAACAAGGAUCUCAUACAAAGGAAAAGCUUUUAAAUAAUUCACACUGGAGAGAUUAUUCGGUCACCGCAAGCAGUAAUUAUAGUUAUGAAAAUUUUGCUAUGCAAGAAGAUGAAAAUAAAAUCAGUAAACAUCCAGUAGGUUCUGUAUCUAAUGGAAGUGCCUUGUCACAUGCAAACAGCGGGCUUGGACUAUCCAGAGUAGGUCCUCCUGAUAGGCCUCUGCCUCGUAAUAGUGGAUACAGUGCAACAUUUGAAAGAAUGGCAUUGAGACGUGGUAAUGGACAGAGUGGAUCAAGCCCACCAUCUUAUGCUACUCAUGAUAGAUCUAUGCGAUCAAUGAGUGCAAAUGCAUACAGCCAGCAAGAACUGCGGCCAGAUUUUUACUUUAUGCCUCAUCAGAGACGAUAUUCUGGCGAAGUAGUGAGAGUGUUUGUAGAUUAUAAUAAUCCUGAAUAUACGGGUAAAUGAAGAUUGCCUUGAAACUACAAAUAAAGACAUUUUAAAAAAA
Centruroides sculpturatus (bark scorpion) is the source of this 5903-nucleotide messenger RNA. RefSeq lists its product as uncharacterized. Lineage: Eukaryota; Metazoa; Arthropoda; Arachnida; Scorpiones; Buthidae. The transcript has 28 exons. The record is from RefSeq and is a predicted model, not a curated record. Bases 68 to 5863 code for a protein of 1931 amino acids.